Neltuma alba is the source of this 1419-nucleotide messenger RNA. Its product is annotated as histone acetyltransferase MCC1. The transcript is spliced from 7 exons. Gene Ontology annotation, biological process: N-terminal peptidyl-methionine acetylation. Gene Ontology annotation, cellular component: Golgi membrane. NCBI's taxonomy places the organism in Eukaryota, Viridiplantae, Streptophyta, Magnoliopsida, Fabales, Fabaceae. The record is from RefSeq and is a predicted model, not a curated record. Bases 289 to 1068 code for a protein of 259 amino acids. Gene Ontology annotation, molecular function: protein-N-terminal amino-acid acetyltransferase activity; histone acetyltransferase activity.
AGAAGUAAGCUCGGUUGUUGAUGCAGAUUCGUUGUCCAGAAUCAAGAUCGAAGGCAUUCCUUUCCAGGCAUCUUCUAACUUGCUGUUUAGGUUAACAAUUUGAUUUGAUUAUUUGGCCUCCCUCCUGUGCAAACUCGGAGAGGAAGCGUAUAAAAGAUGAGUGGUAACAAGUAUUCAAUGGCCUUUGUCAUUCUGCCGUAGUGUUAAUGAAAGGAGCUGCGGUUGGACAAAUUUUACACUUAUAUCAGAUAUUUAAUGGGGAUCAACUGAAGUUCCAAAUAGUACUCAAUGCCAAUGGUAAACCCUAAAUCAAAAGUGUCUGGUCGUCCAAAAAUAUGCUACAGACCUAUACUACCAUCCGACCUUGACACUAUAGAGCAUUUACAUGGAAAGCUCUUUCCUAUCAGGUAUGAGUCAUUAUUUUUCCAAGAUGUAGUAAAUGGGCAUGACAUUGUGUCAUGGGGAGCUGUCGACCGUAGUCGGCCUGAGGGCCAAAAGGAUGAACUUAUUGGAUUUGUAACAGCACGGAUUGUUCUUGCAAAAGAAAGCGAGAUAGUGGAUAUUCUUGGAUAUGACUCAUCCAAAUCAGAUCAAACUUUAAUUUAUAUUCUGACGCUGGGUGUGGUAGAAGCAUAUAGAAAUCUCGGAAUAGCUUCUUCACUGAUUCGGGAGGUCAUAAAAUAUGCUUCAAGCAUUCCAACCUGCCGUGCUGUUUAUUUGCAUGUAAUUUCUUACAAUAACGCAGCAAUCUUUCUAUACAAGAAGAUGUCUUUCAAGUGUGUGAGAAGACUGCAAGGAUUUUAUUUCAUCAAUGGACAACAUCAUGAUUCUUAUCUAUUUGUGUACUACGUGAAUGGGGGCCGAUCUCCUUGCUCACCAUUGGAGUUCCUCACUGGAAUAGCAAGCUACAUGAGGAGUGGCUUCAAGUUAAUUGCUGCGAGGCUACGCAGGAAUGAUGAGAGGAAGAUUUCAAGGUGGGCAAAAUGUAAAGAAAGUCAUUCUCUUGUAUCAUCAACGCAUAACAAGAAAAACACGGCAACUGAGUGUACUAGAUAUGAGUGUGUUUGAUUUUCUUAAUUAUAUUGUUGGGUCUGUCUGUUGUUCCAUGUAUAAUAAUACAUCCUUACUUUCUUUUCCUCUAGGAAAUGUCAUAUUGAAACGUAGAAUAACACCUUAUUGAACGACCAUGUCCUGUCAAUAAAGUUCCCCGUGUUCUGUUAAAAGGUGGUGCUGAUUAUCUGUUAAGUGCUGCAACCAAUUACACUUGUGAUCCGGUGGACCAUUCCAAAACUGUCGACUGGUGAUCAAGAGCUUCCAAUUUAGUUUAGCUGUAGCUGUAAUUGUUGUAUUAUACACAGGACUGGUACCCACUUGAUAAUUCAAGGGUUUCCUUGGCAGAUUAUUUUUUGGUCUGUUCAA